AUGAGAGAGCCACUUUCUGGGCUUGAGUUACAGCUACAGAAAAACCAGUAUUUGCAGUUGGGACAAAGCCGUGGCCAGUACUAUGGAGGGUCCCUGCCAAACGUCAAUCAGAUCGGCAGCAGCGCCAUGGACCUGCCCUUCCAGACUCCAUUUCAGUCGUCCGGGUUGGACACCAGCCGGACGACUCGGCACCACGGGCUGGUGGACAGGGUGUACCGUGACCGAAACCGCCUCGGCUCGCCACACCGACGCCCCCUCUCCGUGGACAAGCACGGCAGACAGGUAGACAGCUGUCCAUACAGCACCGUCUAUCUCUCUCCACCCUCAGAUACAAGCUGGAGAAGGACCAAUUCAGACUCUGCCCUGCACCAGAGUACAAUGACCCCGGCUCAAUCGGAGCCUUUCUCAGCUGGUUCGCAAGAUAUGCAGCAGAAAAGAGUCUUAUUACUCACUGUGCCGGGCAUGGAAGAAGAAUCUUCAGAUACAGACAAGAACCUUUCAAAGCAAGGAUGGGAUGCUAAGAAGACGGGAUCCUCACGGCCAAAAUCCUGCGAAGUUCCAGGAAUAAACAUCUUUCCGUCAGCUGACCAGGAAAACACUACCGCGCUCAUCCCCGCCGCUCACAACACGGGGGGCUCCUUGCCCGAUCUGACGAACAUCCACUUCCCUUCUCCGCUCCCCACGCCGCUGGACCCCGAAGAGACUUCUUUCCCUUCCUUGAGCAGCUCCAACAGCACCGGGAACCUCACCACCAACCUGACACACAUGGGCAUCAGCACCGCCAAUCAGGGAAUGACAACGACACAGUCCCCUUCCCGGCAGCCGGCGGUCAGCCCUCUCUCGCUGAACACCGACUCCAGGAGGACCCAGGCUCAGCAGGGCUCUCCCACGCUGUCACCUCUGUCGCCCAUCACUCAGGCCGUGGCGAUGGACGCCCUCUCCCUUGAACAGCAGCUUCCGCCCUAUCCAUUCUUCACCCAGACGAGCGCGCCACAGCAGCAGCAGACGCAGGUGGCCAGCGCUCUGCCCCCCAACGCCUCCCUGAUGCAGACCUCCGGUUUACAGCGAGGAAUCCAGCUGCCCCCGCUUUCGGUCUCCGUCCCGUCCACGAUCCCUCAGUCUCCACCGGGCAGCCAAACCCAGACCUCCAUGGGGAUAGAUGUCAGCUCGGGCUCACUCCAGCAGUACCGCAGCAAUGCCGGCUCCCCUGCCAACCAGUCUCCCACCUCUCCUGUCUCCAAUCAAGCUUUCUCUCCCGGCACCUCCCCUCAACAAACGUCCAUCUUAGGGAGCGUCUUUGCCGACUCGUGUUACGACCAGCAGAUGACCGCUAGGCAGGCCAACGCAUUGUCCCAUCAGCUCGAGCAGUUCAACAUGAUUGAGAACGCUAUCAGCUCCAACAGCCUCUACAGCCCCUGCUCCACCCUCAACUACUCCCAGGCUGCCAUGAUGGGGCUGACCGGCAGCCACGGGAGCCUGCAGGAUGCCCAGCAGCUCAGCUACGCCAGCCACGGGAACAUCCCAAACAUCAUCCUGACCGUGACCGGAGAAUCCCCUCCCAGCCUCUCCAAGGACCUGACCAGCUCUCUCGCCGGGGUGGGGGACGUCAGCUUUGACUCAGAUUCCCAGUUUCCUCUGGACGAACUCAAAAUCGAUCCUCUGACCUUGGACGGGCUGCACAUGCUGAACGACCCGGACAUGGUCCUUGCUGAUCCCGCCACAGAGGACACCUUCCGGAUGGACCGGCUGUAGUGGGCGAGGAGCGCGCAGGAAGGAAGGGGGUGGCAGAGAGAGCGGGUGGGCAAGCGCCACAUCGCCGAGCCCCAGAAAGAAAGGACUGGUCCGCCCUUCCGGCCGGGCUCUCCUGACCACCGCAGGUCCGCCGUUUUGUCCAGUUUAGCGGCGCUUCUUCACCCACCAAGCGGCC
Molecule: messenger RNA, 1927 nt
Organism: Pogona vitticeps (central bearded dragon)
Lineage: Eukaryota; Metazoa; Chordata; Lepidosauria; Squamata; Agamidae
Source: RefSeq, a predicted model, not a curated record